AGAGAAUAAAAUGGCAUGAGGAAUAAAAGAGGUUUGAUCCUAUCCUGAGCCUCCAUAUCUGAUCAACCAACUGCUCCGCCGCAUGCGCCGUCACUCUCCCUCUGCAUCACUGUUUUCCGAAAUCAAGAGUGAAGAAACGAUAAUGAGACCUGUUUCUCAGAAAUGGGGCUACAUUCGAAUCAUGGCCGGUACAAUCCUUGGAGGCAUCCUCGGAUUCUACGUUAUGCACCGUGUUGAAUCUAACUACAAGGAGAGAAUGAACGAGAGGCUGAGAAACUAUGAGGCUGAAUUGAGGAGGAAGAAGGACGAGAGAUUGAACGAGUUUGAGGAAUCCUCCAAGUUUUGAAAAAUUGUGGUUUUCUUUUCUUACUUUUUGAUGUUCUCUUUUUCUUUUUAUGUUUGAUUUAUGAGAAUAAUUGGAAAAAUUCUAUCUUUGUAUACUAGAACAUCUUUAACGAUGUAUAGUUUCUCCCUUUUCAUAUGCUGUUGAAAGGGCUUAAAAGCCUUACUAUUAACCCAAUUUCAUAGAACUGAAACAUGCAGCUUGCGUCAAACCUAAGAAAGAGAUUUGUAUAGUAGAAGAUAAUGCAGAUAAAUGUAUUAUGUUUGAAUUUAAUGGUGAUUAAUUUAUGUUGGAA
Messenger RNA from Vigna unguiculata (cowpea), 638 nucleotides. RefSeq lists its product as uncharacterized. The record is from RefSeq and is a predicted model, not a curated record. Lineage: Eukaryota; Viridiplantae; Streptophyta; Magnoliopsida; Fabales; Fabaceae.